Molecule: messenger RNA, 3199 nt
Organism: Seminavis robusta
Lineage: Eukaryota; Bacillariophyta; Bacillariophyceae; Naviculales; Naviculaceae
Source: the annotation of a GenBank genome assembly
CACUCUUUAGCCAAGUUCCUGGAUUCAUGGAUGCUGUGGAUGAAAAGAAAAUGGAUGCUCUCACGGUCCGAACCCAAUUUGGAGGAGAUGAAGUGGUCAAAGCCAAGGCUGGCGCUGGAAGUGCCACUUUGAGUAUGGCAUAUGCUGGAUACGUGUUUACCGAAAAUGUCUUGCGGGCCAUGGACGGAGAAGAAAUCACUCAAUGCGCCUUUGUGGAAUCCACCCUCACGGAUGCUCCCUACUUUGCUAGUCCCUGCAAGUUCGGACCUGACGGUGUCACGGAAGUGUUGGGAUACGGCGAGCUUACUGCGUACGAAAAGGGAUGGUUCGACAAGAUGUUGCCCGAUUUGAAGAAGCAAAUCCAGAAGGGAAUCGAUUUUGCUAACAACUAAUUUAGUAGUGGAGAGGAGAUAUACAGUUUAUGUAAAUGAUGAAUAAGGAAUGAUAAUAAUAAGCUGGCUCCCUUUUCGCACCUUAUUUCAAAGCCUAACACUCUCGCACCAGUUCUUGAAUGGCUAGAACCAGUAAAAGGCUAUCAUAUGUAAUGGCUAUCAUUCUUCAAAGUUCGAAGGCUGUAGGAAUGGCUUCCCUGAGAUGGGUUGGACAAACACCGCGCCGUCAAUGAGUUACAAUUUGGUGCAUCUAGACUACUCAUCUACUCCCUUCUGAAAGUUGGCUAAAGUUGAAGAGCCAAAGGCUCCUGAAAAAGUGCUUCGAGAAGUUGGAAUCGGGUUAGCAUCAAGUCCCGCUAAUGACUGACGCAGGGUGGUCACAAGGUGUUCCACAAAGAUCCACGAAACCUGCACCAUUGCGAAACUCCACAUCAUUGCUUCCAGCGUCAGCUUUGGUUCCUGCAGGCAUAGGAGGUUCUUUCUUCCAGCUCAUAAUAAUCUUUCUCGGCCCCAAAUCAACAGGGAAAGAUGGCAGAUAUUGGUUCCGACAAUCUUCCGUCUUUGGCGACAUCAAGUCCUCCAGACACUGAUAAUGAUCCUACUAAAGGCACCCAAGACGUCAAACCCAACCGCUACAGUUCCAACCUCAUCGCACGUCAGCAACGAAUUCAUGCUUUCAAAGUGGGCCUCGGCGUGCUGAUUUCCCUUCAGUUCGUCCUGAUAGAGCCCGUUGACACCUAUUUCCAGCAAACGGGUGUCUGGGCUGUCAUCACUACGGCGAUAGUCAUUUUGCCAACACCCGGAGAAACUAACCAAAAGAUGAUCAACCGAACAAUUGGAACGGUUGUGGCGGCGGCUCUGUCUAUCUUGUUGGGCAUAGCGUGCAGUGAGCUUUCCAACGUACUUUAUCCUCUUGGUCACAUUUUGAAUGCUAUGGUCAACUUUGCCGUUUGCGUGGCAGGCACUUACAUGGCCGACCAAGGUGGCACCUGGUCUUAUGCGUACCUCUUGGGUUUCAUCACAUUUGUGUUUUUAUCUGCGUCGAUCCUUGUGGAUGAUGAUGUUUGGGUUGGCGUCUUUCGAGCCGUCAUGAUUGGAAUUGGAGGCAUCAUUGGACUCCUAGUGUCCUGGCUGCCGCCCACUUUAUCUGCAACUUCCCUGGCAAAGGCAUACCUGGCAGAUGCAAUACUAGAUACCUCGCUUGCAGCCGAGGCUGUCAUGGAGACCUUUCUCCAAGGAAAGAAACUGAUUCCUAUACACCUCAUCACAGAGCCCGAGGAUGAUGACGUCUUUCACAUACUGUCUGUUGCCGUCCAAGUGUCCCGUGUUCCACUGGAAGCCGCUCUUCAAGCGAGCGCCUUUGAGGGGAUACGCGACAGUCAAGUCAAGUCUAUGCGACUUUCCGGUUUGGCAGUGCGAUUGACAUUGAGAUCACUGUUGGCAGCCGAUGUUCUGCUACGUCAAGACUACCAACCAUUGGAUCCUUCCUUUCCAGCGGAAGCCAAAUUGACACUGAGCUUAAAAGAGGUCGUUUCAUCCAUUCAUGCCACCAUGCUGUCCCAUGAAAUGGUUGAUUUCAAUGCGCUGACUGUGUCGGUGGACAAAGAGAAAUCAUGCUCUGUCAGCGACAUGCCGCUUUCGGAGGCAUUGAUUCAGUUGGAGACGUCACUGGCAGAAUACGCGCUGGAUAGGACUGGGAACCGCUGUGGUGGCGAGUGUCAGACAAUGCAAGGCUUUGCUUGCCAUGUUGCUUUUGCAAGGAACAUCCACGAUGCUGGAUCGCACUUCCUUCAAGUUUUGCCUCACCUGUUGGCAGGUGAUAUUGGUUCCACAAGUCAUGGGUCGUCCUUGGACUUAUGAUCGAUUACCUUUACAGUAGAGGACCGAUUCAGCAGUAAUUUUAGCUAGCUAGAUCCCGUAUCCUAUCUGUUCAAAUGAUUGCCGCUCGCAGCCAAAGAGGGAAAGGAUCUUAGACUCAUUUCUGACUAGGAGCUUCUUCUGCUGGCCCUUGGCUCUGAUGAGGUUUCGCCAUGUAGUUCGAGACGUCAUACCCCUUGGCCGUGGACAACAGAACCGACCCGUCCGCCAUAAGUGCUUUGGUCCACCAAGGAGUUUCAUGAGGUGUCCCAUCCUGGUCGGGCAACCAAUCCCCGUCUGCAAGGUAGCCAACAGAAGGAGCACAAGACGACGAUGAUAGCAAAUUCUCCGUCUCAUAUAAUGUUCCAUCGCAUAGCACGCCGUGCCAUCUGACAUCCUGCAACCGUCCCUCAUUGUCGAUUGUCACGAGCGUUUCGGCGACGGCAACAUCACCUCGAAAUCCAGGGCCGCGACCUCUCCCCAUGUUUUGUCUGUCACGAUUGACCCAGUUUGUAUCUCCGGAGUAGCUCGUGUCGCAGCAAAGUACCCAACCCAGUUGUAGUUGCUCGUCCUCACCAUGACCACGAGUUGUUGAUUGCGUCUCUUCAAAGAUUCUUAUUGGUAACGGCAUGUCCCCCUGAGGCUGAUGUCCUGAUAAGAUCAACUUGAUGUUGGACUGCCGAAAGAAUUCUCGGACAAGACGAGCAAAGAGCGAGUCCUCUUUGUUGUCGUCGCCUGGAACGAAUCGCAGAGGCAUUCCAUCCACGGCCCAACUCGAGUACACGACGGUGGGAUUGCGUUUUCCAUCGGGAGUCCAUCCCAUUCCAUACUGCGUCAGUUUGUAGGCUGGAAACUCUUUGGAAUAUCCACCGUUGGUAGCCCAGACGCUGCCUUUUUCUUCUGGCGGGUCAUUGUCGGCUUCUUGUUGCCAAGCGUCAAUGGAUUCCCGG